Molecule: messenger RNA, 3152 nt
Organism: Phyllopteryx taeniolatus (common seadragon)
Lineage: Eukaryota; Metazoa; Chordata; Actinopteri; Syngnathiformes; Syngnathidae
Gene: atad5b
Product: ATPase family AAA domain containing 5b
Exons: 14
Coding region: 274-3033 (919 amino acids)
Cellular component (GO): nucleus
Molecular function (GO): DNA binding; ATP hydrolysis activity; ATP binding
Source: RefSeq, a predicted model, not a curated record
UCAAAUACCAUUUCGCUUCUGCAAGAAAGGUUGAUUAACAAAUAUGCAUUGAAGAAAAAUGAGACGUUUCACCGUAAUUAAUUUUUAAUGUCACUUGUCUUCUACUCGAACACUUUCUAUAUAUAUUUAUAAAUUAGCUAGCGGUAACUGCUGGGUCGAGUGUAUAAAACGGCUAAUGCCUAGCUUGGAGAAGUCUACGGAAGGAGAAUGUUCGACGUAAAGGCGCCAUGUUCAAAAUGCUUCAAGUCUUUUUGACAUUUUGGCGUUUUUAUCAUGCCAAAAAAACUGAAACGGACCAAAAAGAGUCGACACAAUGUUUCUUGUGUUAAUGAAGAGAAACCUCGAGCAGUCGAGCAGGGAAGCAGUAGAAGGAACAAAUGUGGGCAGACAGAGUCCCCUCCUCAGAGUGAUGCUGACUUGAUGGGAAUGGGUGAGAAGGUGCCAACACCUUCAUCAUCCCUGCAGCCGGGGAGAGGACAUGUGCCACCGCCGCCAACGCUGCACAGCAUUUUGCGGGACAUCCAAGCAUCCAACACAGCAUUCCCGGUCCAGAGUGUGUUCGGAACGCUGCAGAGGAAAGCCAGAGAGAGGCUACCAGAUUCUGGAAUAAAAGGAGAGAAGCACCUGGAUUUAAAGAGGAAACAAGAAAGCUCUGAAAAGGGCUCCAAACACCUAAGGUCUAAUAUCAUGACUACAGAAACUGCUAGUUCCAACCUCUCAACGCAGUUUUCAGUUGAAACGCGUCCCAGAGUGAGCAGGCUCAGCCGCACCCGGAGGCUGAAGCAACAGGUUGCGAGUGAAAGCGGGGAAAUUCGCACAGAUAUGGAAAAAACACUCAAAACUAUCCAAGAAGUGUCCAGUUGUGCGGAUGUGCUGUGGACAGACAAGUACAGUCCUCAGUGUGCAAGUGAACUUAUUGGGAAUAACCUCCAAGUGAGCAAAUUGCACCGUUGGUUGAAAAUGUGGAAACGGCGGUCCGACUGCGCUGAGAGUAAGAGAAUGGAGCAAAUAAAAAACGAAGAAACGAGCAGCAGAAACAUUUCCACACAAGACUCGUGGGAUUGUGGAGACUUCCAGGGCGAGGCGGGCUCAGAGGACCACGGUGAGCCGCCGCCGUGCAACACCAUGCUGAUCACGGGGCCUCCAGGCGUGGGCAAGACGGCGUCGGUGUACGCCUGCGCUCAGGAGCUCGGCUUCCAGGUUUUUGAGGUGAACUCCUCCUCCCAGCGUAAUGGCCGCCAGGUUCUGUGUCAGUUGAGAGAGGCCACCCAGUCCCACCUGGUGGAGACGGCCGGGAAGGACCCACUGAGACCGGCGUACUUCAGCAACUACGGCACCAGAGGAUGCUCACCUAGAAGUGAACAUUUAGCUGGCACAUUGCCACCUGCCCAAAAGGUGUCCGUCAGCUCAAAAAAGCAGACGUUUGGCCGCCGCAGACCCACAGGAAAGGAGAAGCCAGCCGCUGUCACUCUGACAAACUUCUUCAAGAUGAAGGCCAAAGCAGAACACCUGUGCGGUCUGCCACCAGCGAAGUCGCCGCACGACAAACUGAAAAAGGGGCCCGAGCUUCAAACUGCGCCGCAGAGGAAAAAAGGAGCCACGUCGCUAAUCCUGUUUGAGGAGGUUGAUGUCAUUUUUGAAGAUGAUGUUGGUUUCUUGGCAGCCAUCAAGACGUUCAUGACGACUACUAAGAGGCCAGUGGUUCUCACCACCAAUGAUCCUAAAUUCAGAGAGCGAUUCAGUGGGAGCUUGGAAGAAGUUGCUUUCAAGAAGCCGUCGGCGGUGAGAUCCGGUUGCUCCGUGCUUUUGAGCCCCGCUCAAGUCGAUCAGCUUUUAAAGCAAGGUGCCUCGCAACAGGCGAACGUCUGCAGCUACCUGCAGCUGCUGUGUUUGGCCCAGGGCGUGAACAUGGAAACGGACGACGUGCGAAGCCUCUUCACCCUCACCGGAGGCGACGUCAGACGUUGUCUCCUGCAGCUCCAGUUGUGGGUGAACAGUGUUCAAGGCACUAGUGUAGAAGCAGAAAACACCAGCCUUCCCCAACAUAGUACAGGCUGCACUGCGAGCAUGCUGGGUCUUCAUCCUGUGAGUCAAAACCAUCUGCUGAACCUUCUGAAGAAUCCGACAUGGACUGAAGCUGGAAUGAACAAGCUGGUGGAGAGCUGGAGAAGAGAUGUUUCUCUACUGUACUCCAACAUGGAGAUGCUCACACCCAUCGGGUCCCACCAGGAAAUGCUUUUGCUCCGGUCUAAAAUGAAAGCUGCAGACAUCAACCCAGUGAGGGAUGGACUUGGGCUUAGCAACAUGAUGGUGAUCGGAUCCAGUUUGACACUCAAAGGACAAAUAAGCCCCUAUUGUCCGAAAACAAGGCUACAUCACAGGACCGAACAAAGUGCGGCCAAUGUAGACUUGACAUGUUUGAAUGCUCUGGCUGACUUCUUUGACGUCAUGUCGUACAUCAAUGCCACAUUAGCAACAGCAGAAGUGUUUGAUCCAGCUGCUCGCACAAGGGACUUUGUCUGGACUGGAGCUGACAUUAAAGAUAGUGUGUUAGAUGAAACGAGCGAGGAGGAAGGACGGAGUCACAGCCAGGAGAGGCUGUUGGAAAUUCAGGCAGCUGUGGAGAGUUUGGGGUGCCGCAGUUGUUGGAGUCGCAUGUCGUACGUUUGGACGGAGACGCAGACAUGCGUACCGGAACUUGGACGAACAGUCUCAGGGUCUUCCAAUGGGAUACACUUCGCUUGUCAACCUCCAGGUGACCCAAUCAUGUGCCAGAGGCGGUACAAGAUGAGCCAGGCCGUGCUGAGUAGUCAGCCCUUCGGCCUGCUGGGAAACAGGCAGGCUGUAUGCGUUGACUACAUGCCCGCCCUCCGUUCCAUCAGUCGCUCUAUGAGGCAGCCAAACAAGGAGCCGGACAGGUGUGUACACUUCCUCCGAAGCUUACACCUGGGCCUCUCCAAGUCAACGCUCCAACUCUUGGCCCAAGAUUUCUCCAGCAACCAAUCAGGCAGCCGAAACAAAACUACCUCAUAAUUUAUUUUCCACUCAGGCUAUUUAAUGUACACUUUACUGUAAAGAUUAUUUUCAAAACAGUCAAUGAAAUCAUGAGCAACCAUGGAACCUAAAUAAAGAUGUUCAUUUUUACAGUUCAA